AUGUGCCUGGAAGGAAGGAGGGGGCUGCCGGCCUGGCUGCUGCUGGACACCGUCUGCGUGUCCUCUAUGCCCUCCCAGAGAAACCAGGAGCCCUUCACCCUAAGGCCUGGCUUCCAAGUCUCUGAGCAAGAAACACUCACCCAAGAGGAGGACCCCCAUCCCUGCCCUGAUGGCUUCCCCUUCCGGGUCCAGAGUCCCCACCACUGGCCCCCUGGCCCCCUGCCCGCUUUCCUGGAGCCCAAGGUCCACAAACAGGGCUUCCGUGGGGACACAACUUGGCAGGCAGGAGCUAUGGCCCAAGCAUCUGGUGGCUCCCCAAAAUCCCAUGAGACCCAGCUGCCACUGCCACCUCAGCCCGAGGACGAGGAGGGGCAAGGGGAGAGGCUCGUAGAGCUGCACGCCUCCUUCCAGGAGCUCUUCACCUUCUUCUGCACCAAUUCCACCAUCCAUGGCGCCAUCCGCCUUGUCUGCUGCAGCCAGAACCGCCUCAAGACGGCAUCCUGGGGGCUGCUGUUCCUGGGUGCCCUGGGUGCACUCUACUGGCAGUUUGGGGUCCUCUUUGAGCAGUACUGGCGCUACCCAGUCAUCAUGACAGUGUCCGUGCACUCGGAGCGAAAGCUCUUCCCGUCUGUCACUCUGUGUGACAUGAGCCCACACAGGCCGAGCUCAGUCCGCCACCAUCUGCAGGCACUCGAUCAGUUUGCCCAGGAGAACAUCCAUUCUCUCUACAAAUUCAACUUCAGCGAGGACAGGGUUGCCCCCUUUACUGACGACCGGGGCCCACAGCCUGCCUUCUACCUGGACCGCAGCGUCCGCCUGCAGAGGCUGAGCCUCCCGGGUGGCCAGAGCAGAGUGGGUUUCAGAUUGUGUAACAGCACAGGCGGAGACUGCUUCUACAGGGCCUUCUCGUCAGGUGUGACAGCCGCCCGAGAAUGGUACUGUUUCCACUAUGUGAGCAUCUUGGCCCUGUUGCCCACCGCCCACGAGGACAGCCACCGGAGCCACGGCGGUCACUUUGUCUUCUCUUGCCAAUUUGACGGCCAGGACUGCCAGGCCCAGCACUUCCAGACAUUCCACCACCCCACCUAUGGCAGCUGCUACACCUUCAACGGCGUCUGGGCUGCGCAGCGCCCGGGCAUCACCCAUGGAAUCAGCCUGGUCCUCAGGGCUGAGCAGCAGGACCGCCUCCCGCUGCUGUCCACGGAGGCUGGCAUCAAAGUCAUGAUUCAUGAGCGUGACCACCCACCUUUCCUGGAGCACCAGGGUUUCAGCAUCCGGCCAGGGACCGAGACCACCAUCAGCAUCCGAGAGGACGAGGUGCACCGGCUGGGGAGCCCCUAUAGUCACUGCACCCACAGUGUGGAGGGUGUGGGUGUGCCGCUGCUGUACAAUGCCUCCUAUACCCUGCAGGCCUGCCUGGUAUCCUGCUUCCAGCAGCUGAUGGUAGAGACCUGCUCCUGCGGCUACUACUUCUACCCUCUGCCGUCAGGGGCGCAGUACUGCAGCUACGGCCGGCACCCCGCCUGGGGCCACUGCUUCUACCGCCUCUACAGGGACCUGGGGACCCACCGGCUUCCCUGUGCCUCACGCUGCCCCAGGCCCUGCAGGGAGUCUUCGUACAAGCUCUCUGCCGGGACCUCGAGGUGGCCUUCCUCCACGUCAGCUGACUGGAUCCUGGCUGUGCUGGGCAAGCGGGGCCACAGGAACCCAAGCCAGAGCCUCAGGAGCAACAUGGCCAAGGUGAACAUCUUCUACCAGGAGCUCAACUACCGUACCCUGGAUGAGACACCUGUUUACUCGGUGCCGCAGCUGCUGUCAGCCAUGGGCAGCCUCUGGAGCCUGUGGUUCGGCUCCUCUGUUCUCUCUGUCCUGGAGCUGCUGGAGCUGCUGCUUGAUGCCAUAGCCCUCACACUGCUGCUGGGCUGCCGCCGGCUCCGCAGAACUCAGGGGUGCCAGCCAGGGGCAGCCACAGUGGCGUCUCAUGCCAAGCGCCAAGCCGGAGGCCAACCAGUUGCCCACUGACUGUGGGAAUGACAUUAAUCAUCUGGGGGCCCCUGCUGGCCUCAUCUCCCACAACGCUUCCGGGAGCUCUGGCUGAAGAGUCAGGCCAAGUGAGAGCCCCAGCCUCCUGACACCUGAACCAGCCUGACCUUGUUCUGACCCUAAGGGAUAUGGCAGCAGUGGGCUCUCCUGCUGGCCCAGACCAGCCCCACGGAGCCACCUCCAGCCAGCCAAGCCAAACCCAGGGCCCAGGAAGCAGAACACGGAGCUUGCAGGCUCACACCAGAGCGCCCAACCCAUUGGGCCCUCUCGUCAACCCAGUGCCCUGUCCAGGGGUGGCCUCACUCAAGGAGGCCCAGGGCAGGGGGGAGGGAGUGUCCCCACCGCCCUGGAUUCCCACGUCUAGUCUGUGCAUUCCUGCAAGUGUGUGCGUGCAAGGGGGUGGGGGUACCUCCACAUGGGAGUGUGCCUGUGUUUGCUGUCAGUGUCAUGGGAACAAACGUAUGUGUGCUUCUGAGUGUGCCAUCAUAUCUGUCUGUGCCUAUGUGUAGGUACGUGCAGACACCAGACAGAACCUUCCUCAACUCAGGACAGGUGGAAGGAAGGGUAGGGCCAGGUCGAGGUAACCUUGGUGACCUUGGGCUGCUUUGUAAUAAAAUUUGUGA
Messenger RNA from Hyaena hyaena (striped hyena), 2666 nucleotides. RefSeq names its product sodium channel epithelial 1 subunit delta (gene SCNN1D). The transcript is spliced from 15 exons. Gene Ontology annotation, cellular component: membrane. Gene Ontology annotation, biological process: sodium ion transmembrane transport. The record is from RefSeq and is a predicted model, not a curated record. Bases 1 to 2022 code for a protein of 673 amino acids. Gene Ontology annotation, molecular function: ligand-gated sodium channel activity. NCBI's taxonomy places the organism in Eukaryota, Metazoa, Chordata, Mammalia, Carnivora, Hyaenidae.